Drosophila ananassae is the source of this 1577-nucleotide messenger RNA. It is a transcript of the gene Cyp4d8, whose product is annotated as cytochrome P450 4d8. The transcript is spliced from 4 exons. Lineage: Eukaryota; Metazoa; Arthropoda; Insecta; Diptera; Drosophilidae. Gene Ontology annotation, molecular function: iron ion binding; heme binding; oxidoreductase activity, acting on paired donors, with incorporation or reduction of molecular oxygen. The record is from RefSeq and is a predicted model, not a curated record. Bases 22 to 1542 code for a protein of 506 amino acids.
CGAGGCGAUUCAGAGUGCAAAAUGCUGCUGUGGUUGCUGGUUGCUUCGCUCUUGGCGGCCGCCUGGCUCUUCCAUCGGGGGCAGGAGCGUCGCCGGAGGGCGGUUUCCAAUUUGUCGGGGCCCUUCUGUCCGCCUGUGUUUGGUGCCAUCCAUCUCAUGAUGGGCAUGACUCCAAAAACAUUCCUUAAAAAAAGCAAAGAGUAUUAUUUUCGAUGGGGAGAUCUUCAGCGAGUCUGGGUCUUCAAUCGCCUCUUGAUCAUGAGCGCCAAUGCGGAGUUCAACGAGCAGCUCUUAAGCAGCCAGGAGCACUUGGUGAAGCAUCCUGUCUACCGUGUCCUGGGCCAGUGGUUGGGCAACGGCCUGCUCCUCAGCGACGGAAAGGUGUGGCAUCAGCGUCGCAAGAUCAUCACGCCCACUUUCCAUUUUUCCAUCCUGGAGCAGUUUGUGGAAGUCUUCGACCAGCAGUCCAAUGUUUGCGUCCAAAGGUUGGCUCAAAAGGCCAACGGCGAGGUCUUCGAUGUGUACAAAAAUGUCUGCCUGGCCGCCUUGGAUAUUAUUGCGGAAACGGCCAUGGGUACGAAGAUAUGUGCCCAGUCCAAGGAGAGCACUCCCUAUGCAGAAGCUGUUAAUGAAUGCACCGCCAUGAUGAGCUGGCGUUUCAUGUCGGUCUACCUCCAGAGCGAGAUCCUAUUCACACUGACCCACCCGCACCUGAAGUGGCGCCAGAUGCAGCUCAUCAGGACGAUGCACGACUUCACUAUCAAGGUGAUCGAGCAGCGCCGCCAGGCCCUGGAGGAGCAGCAGAAGAGGUCCAAUUUGACGGAAACUUCCAAUGAUGUGGGCUCUAAACAGCGGAUGGCUCUGCUGGAUGUCCUUCUGAUGGCCACCGUCGAUGGCAAGCCCCUGACAAACGACGAGAUCCGCGAGGAGGUGGAUACCUUCAUGUUCGAGGGACAUGACACCACCACCAGUGCCUUAUCCUUCUGCCUGUACGAGGUGUCAAGGCACUCUGAGGUUCAGGAGAAAUUGCUGGAGGAGAUCUUGCGGGUCAUAGGUACAGAUAGUAGUCGCCCAGUAACCAUACGGGAUCUGGGAGAACUGAAGUACAUGGAGAGUGUCAUCAAGGAAUCCUUAAGGAUGUAUCCGCCCGUGCCUAUCGUGGGUCGUAAGCUGGUCAAUGAUUUCAAGUACACCAAUUCAAAGCAUGGUGAUGGUAUUAUCCCGGCUGGCUCUGAGAUCAUUCUCGGAAUCUACGGUAUCCACCGUCAACUGGACGCCUUCGCUGAUCCGGAAAAAUUCGAUCCGGAGAGAUUUGAGACUGGAGACCGUGUGCCCCCAUUUCAUAUGAUUCCAUUCAGCGCUGGACCAAGAAACUGUAUUGGCCAGAAGUUUGCCCAGCUGGAGAUGAAAAUGAUGCUGGCCAAGAUCGUGCGGGAGUAUGAGCUCCUGCCACUAGGUGAUCCUCUGGAAUGUGUUGUAAAUAUUGUCCUCCGCUCGGACACAGGCUUCCAGCUGGGAAUGCGAAAGCGAAACAAUUCAUAGAGGCUUUCUAUUAAAUAAAAAAAUAAAAACCAUAA